Messenger RNA from Arvicanthis niloticus (Nile rat), 2012 nucleotides. It is a transcript of the gene Tigar, whose product is annotated as TP53 induced glycolysis regulatory phosphatase. Lineage: Eukaryota; Metazoa; Chordata; Mammalia; Rodentia; Muridae. Gene Ontology annotation, biological process: negative regulation of glycolytic process; regulation of pentose-phosphate shunt. Gene Ontology annotation, cellular component: cytosol. Gene Ontology annotation, molecular function: fructose-2,6-bisphosphate 2-phosphatase activity. The record is from RefSeq and is a predicted model, not a curated record.
AGUAGUGCAGGCAAAGUGGCCCCGCAGUCAGGCGCAGCGAGGUGCUGCAGAGCCGGAUCGUGGCUUACGCGCCUUGGGCCAAGAUGCCACGCUUCGCCUUGACCGUCAUCCGCCAUGGAGAAACAAGACUUAAUAAGGAGAAAAUCAUUCAAGGACAAGGAGUAGACGCACCCCUUUCUGAGACUGGGUUUAGGCAAGCAGCUGCCGCUGGUCAGUUUCUGAGCAAUGUGCAGUUUACGCACGCUUUCUCCAGUGAUCUCACAAGGACUAAGCAGACCAUACACGGCAUUUUGGAGAAAAGCAGAUUUUGCAAAGACAUGGCGGUGAAGUACGACUCCAGACUCCGAGAAAGGAUGUAUGGCGUCGCAGAAGGCAGGCCGCUAAGCGAGCUCCGAGCCAUGGCCAGAGCCGCUGGGGAAGAGUGUCCCAUGUUCACCCCACCUGGAGGAGAGACGGUAGAGCAGGUGAAAAUGCGUGGGAAGGAUUUCUUUGAUUUCAUUUGUCAGCUGAUCCUGGACAAGACAGGCCAGAGAGAAAGCUACUCCCCUGGAGCGCCAGGCCACUGUUUGGGAAGCUCGUUAGCCGAGGUUUUCCCUGUGGGAAAACAUGUCAGCUUGGGGUCGAAUCCCGAAGGCGGAGCCCUGGGCUUAGCAGCCAGCGUCUUAGUUGUGAGCCAUGGAGCUUACAUGAGAAGCCUCUUUGGUUAUUUUCUGAGUGACCUCAGAUGCUCACUGCCAGCAACAAGAGACAAAUUCGAACUUUCAUCCAUCACUCCCAACACUGGGAUCAGUGUCUUCAUCAUAGACUGUGAGGAAGCAUGCAAGCCAUCGAUUCAGUGUGUCUGUAUGAACCUCCAGGACCAUCUGAAUGGAGCGACCGACAAGCACUGAGUUUAAAGCCGCGCAGUGCAGCCUCUGAAGGGAGUGCCUCGGCCUCUGCUCCUGCCAUUUCAUAAGCAGUCGAGAAUUCAUGUGAUAAAGCCCCACCGGGGUUCUGGCUGUCUCGGACGUUAGUGGGAGUCCACUCACAGCCAACCUGGUUUUUCUGAGACAAUUUCUACAGUGAUUUUUGUCACUCCGUCCCAUUGUGUCUCUGAACUGUUAACUUAUGAGGACACUCAGCGUUGUACAUUGGGGAUGAGGAGCCUCCUUCCCACACACGUCCUUUCAUUGGCCUUUUUUAUGUCUAGAUGGUGUUGGCUUUUGAAGAGAAGUGUAUGAUUUUCCACUUGCUUACCAAGUGCUUGCAAGAAAGAAUGGUUUAAAUAAUUGGCUGCAUAUUUGCAGUGAUUGUGUCAAAGUCCAAAGUGACUAAAGCUUCUUACUGUCAUCAGUGUGUAAGGUAAAAUGGCUGAACGCUCUAGUGUCCUCCUGAGAAACUGGCUCUUGGGAUAUUAUUAUUAUUAUUAUUAUUAUUAUUAUUAUUAUUAUUAUUAUUAUUAUUAUUACCUCAAUACAGCUGAGGGACUGAAGGGGUGGGCAGUUAAGAGUACUUCCUGUUACUCUGAGAACCCCAGUUCAGAUCCCAUUACCCAUGUUGGGCAGCUCACAGCUGCCUGGAACUCCAGUAUCAGGGCCAGGGCCAGCUCUGGGCCUCUGCAGACUCUUGAACACAUACAUGCACACAAAUAAAAGUAAUAAAAGCAGCCUGGGGGGAAGGAAAGGAACACACCACUUGAUCAAAACCCAUUAAGGAUCCUCUGAACAGAAGGCAGAAGGAGCUUAACAGGCAAACAGUAGGUGGGGGAUGCUCAAAUUGUCCCUUGCUUUGCAUCCAACCUGCUUGUAAAGACUUGCCAGUUGAAUAGCUAAAGAGGCGCUGAAAACUGGUUUCCAGAAGGCACAGUGACCGUCUGUCCUCCAGGUGGCGCUGUAGGAAAGGGAUUUUGCUUGCAGCUCACAUCCUUAAUUAGGAAAGCGAUUGAACUGUUGAAAGUGCAUAGCUCAGCUGGCCAGUAGCGCCUCACGCCUUUAAUCCCAGCACUUAGGAGGUAGAGGCAGGCAGAUUUCCCA